Danaus chrysippus (African queen) is the source of this 1188-nucleotide messenger RNA. The record is from the annotation of a GenBank genome assembly. NCBI's taxonomy places the organism in Eukaryota, Metazoa, Arthropoda, Insecta, Lepidoptera, Nymphalidae.
AUGGAUAGAUGUGGUAAAGAAUACAAGGCGAGGCGGCCGCUGAAUAUUAUGAGAGUGAAGCCUUCCAAGUACGAGGGCUCGGCACCGAUACAUAGCAACAGAAGUUACUGGAGACAGGUGUUUAACGGAUUGACUUCAGACGACAAUAAGCCGUUGGAAGAGAAAGAUGUGAAAGUUUUAUCUGAAGUUCUGCCGAAGGAUGUCUGCCAGAAAGUUUGUUCGAUAUUGAACAUAACGACACAAGACGAGACUACGACACCAGCCGAGAAACGACCAGUUGACAAAACACGCAGAGUUGUAAAACAGCCGCUGCUGUCUCGCAGACAAACUAUCAAUGUACACAGAGAGUUGGACUCUGACACCGACGUGGAGUGUGGCUCAAGUAAUUAUUAUUUUAUUGAUAGUGAGGAAGAAGUCUCUGAGAAAAAUAUCCACAAGGAGUUUCUGAAGAAGCCAGAACGUGAACAGGUGACCUGGGAGACGAGGUACCUCCAGCCGGAGAGAGAUGAACAGAAGACACUCAUCAAGAAGGCCGAUGAUCUCACGGAUAGAAUUGUCCACGACUUCUGUGAUUACAUGAAGCAACUGGGCGGAGAUCAACAAUCCCAGCUGUUUACACCGAAAGCUGUGAAGGAACUCUUCACGAUCGAGUUUGACACUCACGUAGCUCGGAGCCUGAAGGUGGUGCCGAAGGAGAUGCCGACCGUGGAGGAGAGAAUAGCAGAGGUCACUGACAACCAGCAGAGAUCGCGCUUCGCAGCCCUCGGCCGUGAAAUAUCCAAGGACAUAAAAGCAGAGAAGCGUCCUAGUCAUCUUAAGGCGUUCAGUCGCAGCGUGCCUCACAAGGAACAGUGGAGAGCACCCGCCAACCACACCAGGGAAAUGUGGCGAUCAGCGAGACACGUGCCCCGGGAGCUAGUAACACUAAAGACAGUGUGGGAAGGAAUCACCAACCUACGAAGUGUGAAGGAGUACUGCCGUUGGAUGAUAGAACAUCCAGAGUACCGACGACCGGAGUAUCUGAACAGCCUGGGCAUGUUUGACCCCGGGGUGCUGGACGCCAGGCUGACCUUCGAGCUGCAGCAGGACAGGUCACCGCCCCCGUCACCCACAGACGUGCCAGCGCCUAUAACACAUUUACGAAAACGACUCUCCUUACUCGCGGAAACUACAUUUAUAAAACAAUAA